This is a messenger RNA of Linnemannia hyalina, 1461 nucleotides long. The record is from the annotation of a GenBank genome assembly. NCBI's taxonomy places the organism in Eukaryota, Fungi, Mortierellomycota, Mortierellomycetes, Mortierellales, Mortierellaceae.
AUGUCGCCCGCUCCUGCUCCAUCUGCUUCGCAAUUGCCCAUGGCCAAGGACUUUUCAAAGUUCCUCUCCGUCGAGGGAGCUGCACGCAAGAAGAGUCCCCUGAAGAGCCUCCUUCCUAUUAUGAAAGGCGAUAUGAUCUCUCUUGGUGGAGGUCUGCCUCAUCCUUCCACGUUCCCUUUCCACUCCUUGUCGGCGCAAAUCACAAGCAUGCGCCCAGCAGCAGGAGAGACACACCAACAGAAGACAAAGACUAGCUCGUCUGACCUUGUCACUGUCCCUCUUGCACCCCAUCCUGACAAGAUCGAGAGCUUGACCGCUUCCUUGCAGUACGGCACUGGAACAGGCAUCAAGUCGCUGAGAGACUUUUGCAGGGAGCACGUCCGAUCGAUGCAUCAGCCCCAGUACCAGGACUGGGAUGUCAUCCUCUCUGCUGGCAACACCGACGCAUUCUCAAAAGUAAUCGGAUUGCUCUGCAACAGAGGUGACAAGAUCUUUGUCGAGGAGUGGACUUACCCCACUGCACUCGAGACAUUGGAUCCCCUGGGGGUUGGUCAUAUUGCGGUCGAGAUGGAUGGUGAGGGCAUGACGGCUACAGGUUUGAGAAGACUCUUGGAUAACUGGGGAUCUAACCCUGAGCAGACCAAUGAGCCCAAACCUCGCGUUGUCUAUUUGAUUCCCACCGGACAGAACCCCACAGGGGCGACCAUGUCAGUCAAGAGACGGAUGGAUAUUCUUUCGGUUGCUCAGGACCAUGACUUGAUCCUGAUCGAGGAUGAUCCUUACUACUACCUCCAGUUCCAUGUCGAGGGUGGAUCAUGGAUGCCCUCGUUGCUGUCGAUGGAUACCGACGGUCGCGUGAUCCGACUUGACACAUUCUCCAAGACCUUGGCACCUGGAUGCCGUGUCGGAUACAUUUCGAUGAACGCUCGGUUCUGUGAUACUAUGCAGUACCACAACGAAGUGACCAUCCAGCAGCCCAGCGGGUUCUCGCAGGCUAUUCUCGCCGAGAUGUUGGUCUCGCACUGGGGCCAGGAGGGCUACAGGCGGUAUUUGACCGAUAAUGUCCGCACAGAGUACCUGCAGCGAUCCCAGCACCUCCAGACGGCGCUCAGGACCCAUCUUAACCCCAAGCAGGCGAGUUUCAUUGAGCCCUCGGCAGGGAUGUUUAUCUGGAUUAAGAUCCAGCUGGACCAGCACCCACGCUACAAGACCGUCAAGGAUUCGGUGUUGAUGCUCGAGUUGUUUCAGAAGAGUGUUAAGAAUGGGGUGUUGAUGGUCCCCGGGUGGCAGUUCAGCUGCAAGCCCAAGCCCCAGGAUGUCGACCCUGCGGAUGUGAUGAACUGUUGGUUUGAUGAGGAUGCAAACUACUUGCGUGCGACGUUUGCGUAUGCUAGUUUUGAGCAGAUGACGGAGGCAUCUGACCGCUUUGGACACACCGUUAGCGAAUUCUUUUCUGCCUAG